AUGCCGUUAAUCGUCUCGGCUCUCGUUCUUGUGUUUGCCACCAUCAGCAUCAGCAUUGAGCUCUAUCGCAGCAUUGCCUUCUACAGCGGAAACAUCUACCACUCGCCAGACUUUGAUUGGUCGCAUGCCAUGUCAGCACUGGUCGUCCACGCUGGCAAGCUGGAUGAGGCCAGCCUUGCCCUGAGUUCCGAGCCUAUCGCCCGAGCCUACGUGUUCCCGCACCUGGAGAACAUGCUGAAGCUGCCCUUAUGGAAGCCCCUCCCCCAGUUCCCACCUCACGACGCCGUGCCCCUGGACUGGCUGCUCUACUUCGCGUCCUUCGGCCGCAUCCUCCUCUGGAACAUCAUCUUCUUUCUCCCCGCACUCAUCCUCUCGUUACUGUCACACAGCGUGGCGCCGCUGGUGAUAGGCGCGGUGAGGAACGUGAUUGUGGUGAUCAGCUUCGGGCUGGCUCAGAACGAGCUCAGCUUUGCGCAUGUCUUCAUGGAUGAGGUGUUGGACCUGGGGCUGUCAUCUCAGCACGUGGAGCAUUGGAACGUGCAGAAACUGCUUGCUUUGGCCAAGACCCGUUCGCUGCAGGGGGAGCUGAUGGCGGGGUAUGAGGAUGACACCUGUGACAUGGGGGAGGCGGUAUUUGAGGAGGGUUUACUCGAAAAGGGAUCACUCGGGGAGGGGUUACUUAGGAAGGGGGCACUUGGAGGGGAGGAGGGGAUGAAGGGGGAAGGGCAAGGCGGAGGAAGGGCGAAGAAUGGAGAUGAUGGUAAGGAGGGGAAGCACGGGGAAGUUGAAUUGUCGGGAGGUGGGAUGGAGAAGGCAAGGGAGAGUGAGGUGAAAGGGAAGACGCGUGGAGAGGAGCAACUACCAUACGAGUAUUCAUGGGACGAUAAGGAGCUGGAUGAAGCUGCAGCUAAGUGCCUCACUUACAGCUGUCUCGAGCCGGAAAUCAACAAGAUGUGGAAAAACCCGCGGCUUACCCCCCAGCAGUUUGUUAGGCAGAUUAAGGAGCUAUGUGUGAUGAUUGAGGACCGGUUUAAAGAGCUCACGGGGGCGACGAGAAGGGAGCCGCGCGCCCCCCCCCGGGGCGCCGCGACGGGCACCAGGGAGGGCGCCGCGACGGGCCCCCAGAGCCACCUCGACGGGCGACGGGGAGGGCGCCGCGCGGGCCCCCCGAAGUCGCCUCGACGGGCGACGGGGAGGGCCGCGCACGGCCCCCGAAGUCGCCACGACGGGCGACGGGGAGGGCGCCGCGCACGGCCCCCGAAGUCGCCUCGACGGGCGACGGGAGGGGACCGCGCGCGGCCCCCGUGGUCGCCACGACGGGCGACUGGUGGGGAGGCCGCGCGGGCCCCCAAGGCGCUGACGGCGAACGGUGGCUCCCUUUCCCGUCCCCUUUUUGCGCGAUGUGGAUCGACACAAAACGGCAAUUCUCAACGCUGGAGGUGUGAGGCAAGAACCAGCGGAAGCGCUAAACCGGAAAUCCCGGAGAAAGAGAACCAAGAAAAAGCCGCAGAUCCCGCCGUGUCCAACGGUUCGGCGUCUUCUGCUUCAACUAAGCCCAAGCUGAUCGCAUACGACUACGGCUUUCAGUCCAAGUUUCUCCGCACGGGGCUCAACGUCCCUGGUAACAUCUUCAAGCUCGCGUUCGAGAAUUUCGCCCGCGAGUACUCGGCCCUUCGUAGCAACGUUCUCUACGAGGAACUCAGCGACGUCCGAACCGACAACAUCAAGAGAGACGGCAGGCAGCUCGCACUGGCGUACGCGGGUCGAUUCCUCGUCUCAACGCUCAAGUUCUUUGACAAGCUCCUCACGAUCUACGACGGUCUUCCCGAGAUCAAGCCCCCCCCUGCUAUGCCUGAGGAGAGUGAGGCGCUGAGGAAACGGCUGCAGCAGCUGACGCUGAGCAACGAGGCAGUGACUAAGAGGGAGGAGGACCGGCCUCAGGUGGAGGCGCCUGGAUGGAUUCUCCUCCCCUACAAGCUGCUGUGCUGGAUGCUCGAUGUCAUCUUCAACAACCGCCCCAUCCAACGGUUCUGGUUCCUCGAGACGGUCGCACGCAUGCCCUACUUCUCCUACAUCUCCAUGCUUCACCUUUACGAGACCCUGGGCUGGUGGAGGGUCGGCGCGGAGGUUCGGAAGGUCCAUUUCGCGGAGGAGUGGAACGAGAUGAACCACCUCAAGAUCAUGGAGUCUCUUGGCGGGGACCGCCUCUGGGUGGACCGCUUCUUUGCACAGCACGCCGCCUUCCUCUACUAUUGGGUCCUAAACUUCAUGUUCUUGAUUUCCCCGCGCACCGCGUACAACUUCUCGGAGUUGAUAGAGGCCCAUGCGGUGGACACGUACGGCGAGUUUGUCGAUGAGAAUGCGGAGCUGCUCAAGACUCUGCCACCGUCCCCAGCAGCUAUCGCUUACUACAACAGUGAUGAUCUGUACAUGUUCGACGAAUUUCAGACGUCACGAGUACCUGAGUCCCGGCGACCCAAGAUUGAGAGUCUGUACGAUGUCUUCUGUGCCAUCAGGGACGAUGAGAUGGAGCAUGUGAAGACAAUGUCUGCCUGCCAGCAGCUCGACUCCGUUGUCCGCUCGCCCAAUCGCCCAGGCUACGCCCCUCUGCCCUCCCCCGCUGACGUGUACUUCGAAGGCCUAGUGGCGAAAACCUCAUCCGCCACGUCAGCUUCGGGUGGUGCUAAGGUGACACCCUCUUCAGCGGCGUCAGCAUUCAGUGCAGCUGUUGGGGAAGCGAAUCUGCCCAAGGAUGUUCUUCCUCAGGCACUCAAGUCACAAGGAGAGUCCCUCAAGUGA
Molecule: messenger RNA, 2799 nt
Organism: Closterium sp. Naga37s-1
Lineage: Eukaryota; Viridiplantae; Streptophyta; Zygnematophyceae; Desmidiales; Closteriaceae
Source: the annotation of a GenBank genome assembly